AUUGCUCGUCGCGAUCAAGUUUCAGUCUCCGGUGAUCUUUGAAUGGAUUAACACCUCCAAAAUUGUUAAGUGGUGAAAUUUGUGGGUAGACAACAAUGUCGCAAAAAUACGACGGGAGCAAAUUGAGUGAUGAAUUGAAGAAGAAAGCUUGGGAAAACUUGCGAGAGGAUGAAAAUCUGCGAUGCCAGGCUCUUGAACAGUUCAGAGAAUGGAUUACCAAGCACCCAAAGAUCAAGAAGUGUCGUAUGGAUGAUGUUUUCCUCUUGAGAUUCCUUCGGACAAAGAAAUUCUCUGUCCCGGAAGCUUGUCAGCUGCUCGAGAAGUAUCUCACAACGCGCAAAGUUCUACCUCAGCUUUUCGAUAACCUUUCACUGUCUGAUCCGGCUAUUCGUCAUUUGAUUUCGAGUGGCGGCGUCAUGCUUCUGCCAGAGCCGGACAAGCAGGGACGCCUUGUGAUCACAUUCGAUCCUGAGCACUAUGAUCCGAACAAGUACACGACUGUGGAUGGGAUCAGAGCCACGAAUCUGAUCCUGGAGCUGGCUAACCUCGAUGAGAGAUCUCAAAUCUGCGGCAUUGCUCAUGUCAUGGACUGGGCUAAGCUCACACUCCCUUUCAUGGGGAUGUGGACGGUCUCACAGACAAAGAACUUCACUCGUUGCUGGCAAAAAACCUUCCCAUUGCGUCAUGGAGCUUUUUUCUUCGUCAACAUGCCAGCCUUUUCAUUGGCGUUCUCGAAGCUCGUAAUAUCUUGUCUGAGUGAGAAGCUGAGAGAUCGAAUUUACAUGGUGAAGGACUGGGAGAGCGUCCAUGGCGACUUAGGUGCAUCGAUCUUGCCUAGCGAUUGCGGUGGGAAAGUUCCUCGUAAAGAGAUUGCAAAGAAAGUUAUUGAACUGGCCGAGAAGCACCGCGAAGAAAUUCUUGCUCUCAAUGACUUCGAUAUUGAUGUAUCUGAUGUUGACCUCAAUUUCGGCAACAGUUACGAUGCCGACCUAGACUCAGCGAUCGUCGGAAGCUUCAGAAAAAUCCAAGUUGAUUGACAUGCAGUAUUGUAUCAAUUGAACAAUUAAAAUGUAUCAGUAUUUUCACUUGGGACUGGAUUUGGUGCUGCGUGGAUGUCACAAAACAGAUAAUUAAUUACAAAUUAUAAAUGAGCUGGAAACAAGAGAACAUUUAAAAUUUUUGUAUA
Phlebotomus argentipes is the source of this 1186-nucleotide messenger RNA. Its product is annotated as clavesin-2-like. The coding region runs from base 96 to 1037 and encodes 313 amino acids. Gene Ontology annotation, molecular function: phosphatidylinositol bisphosphate binding. Gene Ontology annotation, cellular component: membrane. The record is from RefSeq and is a predicted model, not a curated record. The transcript is spliced from 3 exons. Lineage: Eukaryota; Metazoa; Arthropoda; Insecta; Diptera; Psychodidae.